Molecule: messenger RNA, 312 nt
Organism: Colletotrichum spaethianum
Lineage: Eukaryota; Fungi; Ascomycota; Sordariomycetes; Glomerellales; Glomerellaceae
Exons: 2
Coding region: 1-312 (103 amino acids)
Source: RefSeq, a predicted model, not a curated record
AUGGAUGAGGACCCUAAGAUGCCGGAGCUCCUCGCCACCCUGCUGGGCCUUCCGGAAGAUCUCCCAUACACCCCUGAUGAAAACCUAAGCCCCUACUACACGAGGAAAUGGGGCUUCACCAUUUACCGCACCCCAUAUGGCGGUCCCGAGUCUGACAAAGCCUGCCCACAUUCCGACCCCCACAAUCCCGAACUUAGGGACGCGAGCUUGGAUCGUCUGCACCAGUUCCAUGCGGAUAACACCCGCACCGGAAAGGCUCUCCCGAAUGAGGAUUGGGCCCUGAGCAUCAUAUUCUUUGUGGCCGAUCAGUAA